Messenger RNA from Ictalurus furcatus (blue catfish), 3208 nucleotides. RefSeq names its product solute carrier family 30 member 7 (gene slc30a7). Gene Ontology annotation, biological process: intracellular zinc ion homeostasis; zinc ion transport; transmembrane transport. Gene Ontology annotation, cellular component: Golgi apparatus; membrane. Gene Ontology annotation, molecular function: zinc ion transmembrane transporter activity. The coding region runs from base 1123 to 2295 and encodes 390 amino acids. Lineage: Eukaryota; Metazoa; Chordata; Actinopteri; Siluriformes; Ictaluridae. The transcript has 11 exons. The record is from RefSeq and is a predicted model, not a curated record.
UCACAUUUUGUGACAGGUACAGCCUAUUAUAUUAACACCUCAAUCAUAAAAAUACAAUAUUCAUGGCUACCAAUAUAGGUCAGAUUAGUUAUGCUUCAACAAAUGUGUACGCACAUGUAGUACUGACUGGUUUGUGCAGCUACAUGCUGGUGUCGAAUUUUUCACAUGCAAGCACCACUCACAAUUUUUUUCAGAAAAUAUAAAUUCUAGGUAUUAUUAUUAUAGUUGUUUUUUUUUUUUUUUUUAAAGUAAUUUAUUUAUAAUUUGUAAGCUAUUAUAGUUGAGUGCAGAUAUUUAUAUCCCAUGGCUCUUGGGGAAAACAAACUUUUGGUUAGGUGGAAGGGCAUAUUUGCAUAAAACAGGAAGGUAUGUAAAUGUGCAAAUGGUGAGGGAACGAAGGAAUGCACAAAUGGUGAGGGAUUUUAACCAUCCACAUCUCAGUCAACAGAGAAACAAAGAAAAAAAGUGUCAACACAGGAACCAGGAAACAGAGAGGUGGGGCUGUGUAGGAGGGGAGAGUAUUAACAAUAAACUUAUCAGUAGUGUUUAGUAUGUUAUAAUGUAGUGCAGUAGAAUGUAGUACAGUUUGAUAUAGUUAUAUGAUAUUUAUUAUGGUAGAAAGCAGUAAAGGUAGUGUUUAGUAUUGUAGAAUGUAGUAUAGUGGGAUAUAGUAGUGUAGUAUUUAUUACAGUAGAAAGUACAGGUAGUGUUUAGUAUUGUAUAUAGUAGUGCAGUAUUUAUUAUGGUAGAAAGCAGUACAGGUAGUGUUUAGUAUUGUAUAUAAUAGUGCAGUAUUUAUUACGGUAGAAAGCAGUACAGGUAGUGUUUAGUAUUGUAUAUAGUAGUACAGUAUUUAUUACGGUAGAAAGCAGUACAGGUAGUGUUUAGUAUUGUAUAUAGUAGUGUAGUAUUUAUUACGGUAGAAAGCAGUACAGGUAGUGUUUAGUAUUGUAUAUAAUAGUGCAGUAUUUAUUACGGUAGAAAGCAGUACAGGUACGUUGGAGUAGCUGUUGUAAAAGACCUCUCCACAGGCGGACGUCAGCGUGAUGACGUCACCCCCUUUCCCCGUAAUAACAGUUGAAGGAAACCGGAGUUGCAGGUGUCGGUGCUGGCUAAACUAAGAUGUUACCCUUAUCCAUUAAAGAUGACGAAUACAAACCUGCAAAGUUCAAUCUAUUCCUCAAACUCUCUGGAUGGUUCAGAUCAAUUCUGGCUGACAAGACAUCGCGGAAUUUAUUUUUCUUCCUGUGCCUGAAUUUGUCCUUUGCCUUUGUGGAGUUAACGUACGGCAUUUGGAGUAACAGUUUAGGGCUGAUAUCAGAUUCCUUUCACAUGUUUUUCGACUGCACAGCACUCCUGGCAGGUCUUGCAGCAUCAGUAAUUUCACGGUGGAGGUCCAACGACUCCUUCUCAUACGGUUAUGUGAGAGCAGAAGUGCUGGCAGGUUUCGUCAACGGUCUCUUCCUCAUCUUCACUGCUUUUUUUAUCUUCUCAGAAGGAGUGGAGAGAGCGUUAGAACCUCCAGAUGUGCAUCAUGAACGCUUGCUGCCCGUGUCCAUUGCAGGGCUCCUCGUCAACCUCGUCGGCAUCUUCGUGUUCCAGCACGGAGGACACGGACACUCUCAUGGUGAAGAAGGUCAUGGGCACAGCCACUCUCUUUUUAACGGCAGUGUGGGACACGGCCACGGGGGACACGAACAUAGCCAUGGGGGACACGGACACAGCCAUGAUUCUAAACACGGGCACAGUCAUGGGCAUGGUCAUGAUCAUGGACACGAUCAUGGACAUGGCCAUUCACACGAGGAGCCUCACUGCCACGAUGAUCACUUUCACAGGCCGGAAAAGGGCUCCAGCAAACAGAUCUUACAAGGAGUUUUUCUCCACAUCGUCGCCGAUACAUUGGGAAGCAUCGGCGUCAUCAUCUCAGCCUUCCUGAUGCAGAAGUACGACUUGAUGAUCGCUGAUCCGAUCUGCUCCAUGCUCAUCGCCCUUCUCAUAGGCAUCAGUGUGGUUCCUCUGCUGAGGGAAUCCAUUGGGAUCCUGAUGCAGCGGACUCCACCUGCCCUUGACCAAACCCUUCCUGAGUGCUACCAGAGAGUGCAGCAGCUGCAGGGUGUGUAUAACUUGCAGGAGCCGCACUUCUGGACAUUGUGCACUGAUGUCUACAUCGGCACGCUGAAACUCCUCGUGGCUCCGGACGCCGAUUCCCGAUGGAUUCUCAGCCAGACGCACAACAUCUUCACACAGGCGGGAGUAAGGCAGCUGUACGUUCAGAUCGAUGUGGCGGCCAUGUAGGAGUUAAAUUGAUUCAGGAGUCCUGGGACCAAUGCCCUCUGUGCUGCUACAUGAAGCUCAUCACCAAACCCUGCCUCCUUUUAAUGCCCCAUCUCUUAAUUUCUUUGGGUUUCUCGAUGCCGUCAUCACUCAGUUGGACCAGUCUGGAGCGGCCACAGUGCAGUGCAGUACAGUACAGUACGGUACAUUGACUCUUUCUAGGAAAACCAAACAACAUGAAGACUACACUGUGGCCCCUGGUCAACAGCUGUCCAUGUUAGCUUUUUUUUUUAUUUUAAAUAUCCCUGAAAGACUUUCGUCUGUAUUUGGUGUCUCGUUCUCAUUACGGUCAGAAUGAGGUUUUAAUGUUAUGUUUGUGUAAGAAGGAAAAGCCUCUAGCAGUAUGUGAAGUGAAUCAUCGCUAGUAUUUUCUCUGUGGUCUGAUGUCUUUGCAGCUGCAGACGUCGGUCACUCGUGUUGUCCCGCACUUCAAUUCAGCAUCACGCUUUGAUCUCUUAAGUGCCUUCCCCCACAGUGCAUCUCUCGGACAAUCUCCCACACCUCUCCUUCAUUCAAUAUCUGGAAAAUCAUGGGUUAUUCCUGUAGGUUCAUUCUAGUUUUAACAUUCCUUUGCCUUUUUUUUACUGCAUGGUGUUCUCUAAUUGUUUGAAUCACUGAUUAUUUCUCAGAUCUCCACUCUAGUAAAACUGGAUGAAACACCAGCUUUAUUCAGCCAUAAAUGGAUCUGAUGAGCCACUUAAAUGUGAGAAGUCCAUAAUUUAAUUGCCCAUAUGGAUUUUUUUUAAAAAAAGAAACAAAACCUCUGUGCCACAGGCCAGUACAUUUGUGCAAUUCAAUAAAUUAUAUUGCCAUUUAAUUUGUACAUUUUUUUUUUUUUUUUGCAUUUGAUUGAAUAAAAUCACGAAUAAUCAUA